Molecule: messenger RNA, 1941 nt
Organism: Pediculus humanus corporis (human body louse)
Lineage: Eukaryota; Metazoa; Arthropoda; Insecta; Psocodea; Pediculidae
Exons: 12
Coding region: 1-1941 (646 amino acids)
Biological process (GO): proteolysis; cell adhesion
Cellular component (GO): cytoplasm; membrane
Molecular function (GO): metalloendopeptidase activity
Source: RefSeq, a predicted model, not a curated record
AUGAUGAACGUGGUGCAAGAAUUAAUUUUUGUUUAUGUCAUACGUGGAGUCCACAUAGAACCCGAGCAUAUAAUGAAAAAGAGAAGCAUAGAUCACCCGUUGAGGAUUCUUUUAUAUUACGACGAAAGCGUUUACAGAUUGGACGAGGAAAAAUUCGAAUUAAUUAACAAUACAAUAUUGCCUGAAGCCGUUCAUUUUUGGGAACAGGCGUUAAUGGUACGCAAGACUGAUAAAAUAAUUAGACUCAAUAGAAAAUGUUUAAAUAAUCAAGUAUUUUACCGUCGAGGAGAUCCUCAUCCGUAUUGUAAAAAUGCAUGCGAAGAAGAAACGAUGUGCGGUGAAGCGGUCGUACCUGAACAACAUUUAGAAGUAUGCAGAACUUGUAACGACACAGGUCAAGAUUGCAGAGCGGAUAGCGCGGAACCAGGUCCGGGAAUCGACGGAGCCGAUUUUGUCUUCUACGUAUCGGCCAUGCAAACGGAAAGAUGUUACAGGGGAAUGACCGUGGCCUACGCCGCUCAUUGUCAACAAGAGGGAGCUUUGGAUAGGCCGAUAGCAGGUCACGCUAACCUUUGCCCCGAUAGCAUAAGUACAAAACCGCAAGAAUUGGAAAUACUGUUGUCAACGGUCAAACACGAAAUACUACACGCCCUCGGAUUUUCCGUUAGCUUAUACGCUUUUUACAGAGACGAAAAUGGUAAACCCCUCACGCCGAGAGGUGAAAAUGGAAAACCUUUGCUGGAUGAAAAGCUCCAAACUCGUCAGUGGAGCGAUAAAGUGAUUCGUAAAAUCGUAAGAAACGAUUGGCUCGUACACGGAGGAACGGUCAAACGUGAAUUUCGCGUUUUGGUCACUCCGAGAGUCGUGGAAGAAGUAAGAAAUCAUUUCAAUUGUUCGCUUUUGGAAGGAGCCGAAUUGGAAGAUCAAGGAGAAGAUGGCACCGCUCUCACUCAUUGGGAAAAACGAGUUUUCGAAAACGAAGCGAUGACUGGAACACACACACAAAAUCCAGUAUAUUCGAGAAUAACUUUGGCAUUGAUGGAAGAUACCGGAUGGUACAAGGCCAAUUACAGCAUGGCGCAACCGUUGAGCUGGGGUAAAAAUUUAGGAUGCGAUUUUGCAAUGAGGAGUUGUAAGGAAUGGAUGGACAAACAUCGUAAAAUGAAAAAAUCGAUAUAUCCGUUUUGUAACAAAGUCAAACAGGAUCCGUUGGAAACGGAAUGCACGGAAGAUCGUUCGUCCGUUUCCCUUUGCAAUUUGGUACCGCACGCGAACAAACUUCCGCAGGUUUACCAACAUUUCGACGUGUUACCUCACGUGCCGUCAGGGAACAUCGCGCAUUACGGGGGUUCCGUAUCACUCGCGGAUUAUUGUCCCUACACGCAAGAAUUCACAUGGAGAUCGAAUAAUAUAGCCGUGAGAGGAUCCCACUGCAAAUAUUUCGAAAAUAAUCCACAACCUGAAAAGAAUUUCGCAUUGGAAAAAUAUGGGGAAAAAUCAAAAUGUUUCGAUAAUGCGAAUCAAAUGUGGGAGGAAAAAUCGUGUCGUCAGGUUCGUCAGUGGCAACACUGGGGUAGCGGUUGUUACGAGUAUUACUGUCAAGCGGGAAGGUUGCACAUCGUCGUGGCAAAUUACAGUUACACGUGUUACAGAGCCGGACAAGAGCUCAACAUAAGGAUAAAAUCAAACGGUUGGCUUCACAAGGGAGUUUUGGUGUGUCCACCGUGCGACGAAUUGUGCAAAGAGGAACUCGAAGAAAUCGGAGAAUGGUGCAAACCAGAUUCGUUUCCACCCCGAACCGCAGUCUAUUACAAAGACGAUUUAAAAUGCAAUUGUUCGACGUGGCGUCCGACGAUUCUUCUGCCACUUUUGUGUCUCGUCGCGUGGGUCGUCAGGUGGCGAAACGAUAAUUUUUUAAAUGUUUCUUUUUUUUUUUUUUAG